Molecule: messenger RNA, 1128 nt
Organism: Ramularia collo-cygni
Lineage: Eukaryota; Fungi; Ascomycota; Dothideomycetes; Mycosphaerellales; Mycosphaerellaceae
Exons: 2
Coding region: 1-1128 (375 amino acids)
Molecular function (GO): FAD binding
Source: RefSeq, a predicted model, not a curated record
AUGUCGCAGGUCAGCAUCAUAGGAGCAGGCAUAUCUGGCCUAGUUCUUGGCCGAUGUCUGCUCCAACGAGGCGUACAGGCAGUCCUCUUCGAGAAAGCCCGGAAUUGCCCAAGACGGAACGACUAUGGCAUUACACUACAUUCAAGUAUCUAUCAACCUUUAUUGAAGGUCCUGGAUCUCGACGAAAAGACUUUUCGGCAACGGGUCGCCGUCGACUCUGCAACAGGUGGCGUUGGAAAUGUUGGGACCAAGGAUCGCACAUCAUUCAAGGCGAACCGCAAUCGAUUCGAGCAACUCUUGUCCGAGGGGCUGGACGUGCGAUGGGAACACGAAUUUGAAUCCAUUGAGAAACCUUCCGCCGAAGGAACAGGCCCGCAGACAAUUCAUUUCAAGGAUGGGAAGUCACACAGCAGCUCAACACUAGUUGGAGCUGAUGGGCCGCAUUCAAAGGUCAGAAGUCUGAUAGCAGCAGACUCAAACCUGCACAUUCUUCCCUUUGCAACUUACAAUGGCAAGAGAAGAGUGAGUGCGGAUGACUUUGAACAAAAAUUUGCUCCAGCCAUGCAGGAUCGGUGUGUUAUCGAGCAGCGUGUUUCCGACGCAUUGCUGCAAGUCUCCGUCAACGAUCGGAAAGAAGACCAAGUGAGCAUCAGCUAUGUGUAUUCACGUCCAGCCAAGCAGGGGGCAGACGACAAACUGUACCGACCAGAAAGGUCAAAGGAGGGCGCUAAACAGAUGCCAGAGGAGUUAUUCGACGAGAUUGAAAACCUCAAAUCUGGAUUGCAGGAGCCAUUCAAAUCCGUCUUUGAUGUAGAAGCCCUCCGCAAGGAUCGUUUGUUAAACUGGUUGAUGRGGUCGAUGCAUCUCAACGCAGAAACGCUGGGCGACGCAGCGAAAAGCGGCGUGGUGUUGGUGGGCGACGCUGUACAUGCCGAGCCUAUACUGGGCGGUCAAGGUGCUAAUGUGGCCAUCGAAGACGGCAUGUACUUGGCAGAGUAUAUUGCAGAGCACCAAGGCACCUCCUUUGAACAGUUCUACGCAUCGAGGAGCUCCAGUUGGGAAAGAAGUGUUGCUGAGAGCGAGUCUUGCAUAGAGCGAAUGCACACAAUGGUGCGUUCGAGUCUGUAG